AUGAAAAUGGACAGCAGCAGAAAGCAGGCGCUGCGCACGAAUUGAAACGGAAAUCCUUAUUGAACUUGAGUGAGCCGAGGCUCCGUCUCCAAGGAAGGUCGAGUGGGUGGUGGGUGGUAGGGGGCGUGGUCCUGCUUCGUUCCUGCAGCGUUGGCAAAGCGGAAAAGCGUGCUGCCGAAAAUGUGCGCUGCUGAGUGGCUCCACUCGGCACACUGCGAAAAUCAGUGGCUCAUUUUCCGCCCUGAGCCCGGAUGAUCUUCCACAGCCCGCACACAUUUUCUCGCAGUGUGUGCGCGCUGCUAAGCAAGGCUGUCCAGCGCCGGAAGUGAAUUGGCAGUGCGACAGAAGCGCUCUCUGUGCCCAAAAACACACACACACACACACACCCACAAACACACAGAGGAAGCGAGCAGGAAAUGGAGGGAAAUGCCUUUUUCGAUCUGGGAUCAGCAGUCGCAGCUGCGGCAUGUAGUGCAAAUGCUAGCUCAGCUUCAGCUGAGGCCCAAAUGUAUUUGCAGCUAACAGGGAUUCGCAAUUGGAUUGUGAUAAGCCAUUUCGACUGCGGGAGGAUGUGACAUCAGUGCUGUGUUGCCAAACUUGAUACGUAACAUUUUUUAGAGCUAACCCCAUGUCAUCAAUCAAAAUAAGUGACAAUCAGCGCGAAUAAACAAACAGGCUUUCACUUCUUCAAUAACUUUAAGUUUUGGUUCGAUAGUGCUAGAAUGGACGAUUUGCGUUGCCUUUACUGGCUGUCGAUUGAAGCUCGUGUCCUGGCGAAGGACUCAACAGAUUGCCUGGCCAUUUCAGGGAAUCCUUCACUUAUCCCAAUCUACAGCCAUUGGAGCAUGAGGGAGAUUAACACGACUGGAUGCUGGCCAAAACCACAACAACUUUAAUUAAGCUCAAAACGCAGCAGAGAGUUCCUCGGUCCCCUCACCACCUGAAAAGUCACCACAAAAACACUCGUCCUUCUGCGGCAGAAGGCUUUGCUACGCCCACUAUUUGAACUGGGGAUGGUCCAGUUCCGUCUUAACUGUCAAUUUGCCUAAAAAUGCUACAGCAGAUGCAAAUUUGUGCCAGUGAGGUGGAUCCUGCUUAGCCAGGUGCAGUCCCUGUGCCGUUUGUAGCUCGUAUUUGCCGGAGCACAGAGCUCCCCGCACAAAGCCCUUUUCCUCCAGUGGCUCUAAAACUGGUGGAACGCCUGUGGGAGCCCGUAGAUUUCAGCAUAACGAAUUGGAUUGUCACGGCAAUCGAUAAAUGUUUGCACACAGGCCGCUCCAAAUGUAGGCUAAGUGGCCGGAGCUGGAGGUGGUGCUGGAGGUGGAGCUGCGAGGCCUCAAGGAUAACCACCCCCUCACUUGGACACCACUGGGUUUUAGGCUUUGAUGGCCCAAAUUAUCUCGCAACGUCCAUUUAAUGACGCUGCUUUGGCCCAAAUCAUUUUUAAUAGGGGCUGCGUAAUGCUUGGCUAUCAUGAGCUGAUGAGUUUAAAGUGAUGUAAAUCUUGUUCAAGGAUAUAAAAAGGAUGGCGACCUCUUUUCUACGUAAGAUACAUGCUGAUUAGGUAAUGCUAACUAGAAGUUAAAAAUUAAAGCACAUUUGGAAGUACACACUUUACAGUCUUAACAAAAUCUAAAAUACAUAAAAGAUAGGUAAGGAUAUCCAAUAAAUGUUGUGCAAUUAAUACUGUAGACCUUGUCUGAUAAGACUGCAGGCCAGAUCAUUGACAGAGAAGUAAUUUAAUUUAAGGCUGCACAGGCUCUUCAUUUUGUUAGUACUCUAUUAGCCAGUAUUGAAAGCUCUAAAUAAAUUUCUAUUCAUUUCAUAGAAAAGCCGAAAUGUACGAGUUAAACACAAGACCAAGAGAAUCUCUUGGCCCAACGGCCUGUGGUCAAUAUAGAAUGUCAGUUUCGCAGAGCGAUUUCCAUGGGUUCUGCAGGAGAAAGAUUGCGCACAGUUUUUCUUCAGUUAUUUACCCACUUUCCCGCCUGCCUUUUGGCCCGGCCUAAUAGAAUUUAAAUCUGCUAAAUCCUCGUACAUGACAGUUUUCUGUGCUGGGUUUCUGGGUCCUCUGUUGUGGCUCCUGUUGCUGUUUGCCAAUGCCCCUCUACUUCUCAAGCUCGAGUCCUGUGGCCUCUUAUUUAUUUUUACUUACGACUGCUUCUCGAACUGCUCCGUCUGAAAGGCGGGAUUCCAACUGGGAAGCUUUGGAACUGUGUGCGGUCUUGAGGUGAUUUUGAUUGAGUGCGAUUUGUACUUUGUGUAGGCUACGUGUUUUGAUUUCUUAAAUAAUAUUUACCUCGUGUGCUACACAGGCUACACAGGACUUAUUGUUGUCUUUGGCCUUUGAUUGCACAGGAUGAAAUGGUCUCAACUUUUACUUUUACCGCCUCUGGUAACGGAUAUUCGUUCAGAUAGUAUUUGCUCUUUUAACAUUGGCCUUGUUUGCCCAGUCCGAAAACAGGAAAUGGAUUUAUUAUGGCGAAUCAAAUGGCAUCCGCAUUGGAGUAACUUCCAAUUUUAUUUAUUCUACAACAUUUUACCUAUGAUUCAACAUUACUCCCCUAUUUAUAUUCUUAGAAACGAGACUCGUAGCUUUCUAUACGCUCCCCAAGUUCAAUGUAUCUAAUGCUGGGGCUAAUGUCCUCUAAUUCAGUUCGCAAAGAUCCGAUCGGCAAUCUGCCGGCCUUUGUACACAGAUCAUAAAUAUCUACAUCGACGACGACUAUAAACUAAACACAUUAGCGCCCGGGGGGACCGAAAGUACACACAUCUGAAAUAAACUGUCGAAGACUACUUAGUGCUAAAUCGAUCAUGAAAGCGGCCGAGGGCGAAAGAAAACCCGUGAGUCCAUUCAAAUGACUCACUUUACGAGUGUAAUAAACGUGAGGCAGCAGUGCGUUGGGCCAAAUUUGAUUUACGAGCUGAUAUGAAUAAAUUGCGAGUGUGCCCAGUCACCUAGUUAGGCGGUGAAAUUAGCAGUGAACCUUCAGCAGAUGUAAUUCUUUUGUAUAAAUAGCAAUAGAUAUCCAGUGGAAGAGCACAGUCACUUCUAGAAGCUAUUGAUUGACAUACCAUGAGAACCCUUAGCGUCUUGAUUCUUCUCGCAGCUCUUGUGACCUUUUGUGCGGCCCAGCACUCCUCCAGUGGCAAGAACAGAAAGGAGAAUGCCUUCUCCAAGAUCGUUCCGCGCCUGCUGUGGAACAUUAAGCGCGGCGACCAGGAGAGCCACCGCAACUCCCAGCAGCCCAUCAUCAUAGUGCAGCAGCCCAGCUCGAAUCAGGAAUCGGAUAGACACCACCAUCACAACCCCAACUAUCCCUACUACCCGUACUACCCGCCACCACCACCACCGCAAAGCCGUCCUCCGCCACCAUUUCCCGGCAUGGACUGGAACACUGUGGGUGGAGGACCCACCUACCUGAUCAUCAACCCCAACAACAUGCAGGGCAUCUACCUGCCAUCUUCCUCCAACAGCUCCAACUCCACCAGCUCGCGGCGCAGCGCCUUCGUGCCCACCAUUUCCGAUCUGCUGCAGGGCCUCAACCUGGACGACCUGGCCGAUGGAAGCCUGUUCGAGGACGAUUCUGAGGUGGUCAACGCUGCAGAGGAGGGGAAUGCGGAGGUGCCACUGCCCGAUGGACCGAUCACCCAGGUUGACGACGAUCGCGACGAGGACGUGAUCAGCGAGGACGAGAUCGAUGCGCUGGAUCGCCAGAGCAACAGGGGAUUGAGUCCCAAGCACCUGGUCUCCAUCCUGAUGCAGGACAAGCGACGUCGCCGCAUCCAGGAGGUACUGGCUGGCAUCUAUCUGAGGAACUACAAUCUGAACAGAAAGUAAUCGAACGGACACGAGAGCAGAUACAAAUUGAAAUUGUGCGAGGCUGAAUAAAUAGCGGGCACCUUGCCCAAAAACACCCCAUAAAGUUGGCUCCACUCGGCAGCUCAGUAUUUUGUCUUCAUUAUGGGGAGCACUUUAUCAUAGGUCCCCGGAGAAAUCUAAGCCAAGUUGCUGGCCCCCAGAGGAGCCACUCCGGACCUGGCUAGCUGUUUGCCUUAGUUGCUGCCAUUCUGCAUUGUUACGACUUUCCCAGUUGCCGUAGCACUAAAAUAAUCUGCAACUGCAGUUGAAAUAUUUAUUUGCAAUUCCCCAACCAGGAGGAGUAAGCCAGGAUCUGCCAAAAACCAGGAGGAGCUGCCUGCCUCCAACGACAGGUGGCACCGGUGAUGGGCGGAGAUUGGGGUCUGAAGUCUGGGCUCUGGAUUCUGGGGCAGAAGUUGGGCGUGAUGAGCAGCUGCAGUUAUUGUUUCACCCGGAAAACUUUCUCAAUGGCCAAACUCGGAGGUAGACAACUUGAAAUUAUUCGCUGCAAAGUUGGGUUUCAA
This is a messenger RNA of Drosophila yakuba, 4386 nucleotides long. RefSeq lists its product as uncharacterized. NCBI's taxonomy places the organism in Eukaryota, Metazoa, Arthropoda, Insecta, Diptera, Drosophilidae. The record is from RefSeq and is a predicted model, not a curated record. The transcript has 2 exons. Bases 3077 to 3841 code for a protein of 254 amino acids.